AUGCAGUACACUCCGUUUGCCUCGGACAUCGAAUUACCAUUUUACACGUCUCUAGCCUCCCAUAAGAUUAACCAUGACAAGUUGGACGACUCCGCUCGGGCGGUGCUAGGUCUAUAUGAGAUUCGUCCGUCUGACCCCGAGGCUGCAUCGUGCCGAAUCCAAAUCCACGGAAAUGCCCUCAGUUGCAGCGAUGCCCCGGCUAGCUACUACAGAGCGGAGGGAAUGAUCAAAAACCUCAACACAGUCGAAGAAUACCGGAAUGCGGACAAAGCUCAGAUGCUGCGCCAAGCCGGCCAGAUGGUCUGGGACGCUAUUCACGACGGGACCAUAUUCUCAUGUCCCUCCCUACUAUCCAGUUACCUGAUUGUGUCGUUUGCCGAUCUGAAGAAGUACAAGUUUCAUUACUGGUUUGCCUUCCCGGCGAUACAUUCUGACCCUACAUGGUCUCUCGUGCAGACUCAAGCAUCUGCAUCCGACCAGCUUCAGAAUAUUGACAACGCAAAGGGAACGCGCCUAUCAGCAGAUGAGAGCACUGCCCUCGUGGAUGCAGUCCAAACAUGGUCCUAUACUGUGGAUCACCGACAGCGAGGUUUCUUUUUGGCCCGCAGGGUAAGAAGUCGUGGCAGUGUGUCAGUUGACCCCUCCAAGAGAUCACAACAAGAGACCGGCGCACCGGCCAUCACCUGGCAGAUAGCAGCUCUGUCCGAUUACGAACAUGGAUUUUUCCAAAAUGUACCUGCUGGAAAUCGCUUUGUUUGCUUUGCCGACCCAUCAAAUUACGAACAGGCCCCUGGAUGGAUGCUGCGGAAUUUGCUGGUGCUGGUCAAACAGCGCUGGGGCCUUGAACGAGUGCAAAUCCUGCGUUAUCGUGAUGUACAUGCGAAGCGGGAUCAAGGACGCAGCUCGAUCAUACAGCUUGAGUCAAAAUCUCAAGAGCCUCGAUCCCCCAGAUCCCCCUCAAGCCAAAGCCACGGGCCCAUUCCGAAGGGACCGCUGCCCAAGGUUACCGGAUGGGAGCGUAAUCCCGCCGGGAAACUUUCAGGGAGGAUCGUCAAUUUGACAGAGUAUAUGGAUCCUAAGCGAUUGGCGGAUCAGUCAGUUGAUCUUAAUCUCAAACUUAUCAAAUGGCGCAUUAGUCCAACACUCAACCUGGAAAAAAUUAAGAACACCAAGUGUCUCUUGCUAGGAGCUGGCACCUUGGGCAGCUACGUUUCACGGAACUUACUGGGAUGGGGAGUGAAGAAGAUCACCUUUGUCGACAAUGGGACUGUGUCCUUUUCUAAUCCUGUCCGGCAGCCACUGUUCAAUUUCGAAGACUGCCUGAACGGAGGAGCUCAGAAGGCAACCCGAGCAUCCGAAGCCCUGACACAGAUAUAUCCAGGGGUUGACACAGCAGGCCAUGCAUUUUCCGUCCCUAUGGCGGGUCAUCCCAUCGUGGACGAAGCCGCAUCAAGGUCAGAGUUUGAAAGGCUAAAAGCCUUGAUCGAUGAACACGAUGCCAUCUUCCUUCUCAUGGAUACCCGAGAAUCAAGAUGGCUGCCCACAGUCAUGGGCAAAGCAGCCGGAAAGAUUGUCAUGAACGCAGCCCUUGGAUUUGACUCGUUUGUGGUGAUGCGCCACGGAGUCAACGAAGACGAGCAGCCUGCUAAGCUUGGAUGCUACUUCUGCAAUGAUGUUGUAGCACCAGCCAAUUCUAUCAAGGACCAAACCCUUGAUCAGCAAUGUACAGUUACUCGCCCCGGAGUAGCCCCGAUAGCCUCGGCACUUUUGGUGGAGCUUUUGGUCUCGCUGCUGCAGCACCCCCAAGAAGCUGCAGCACCAGCCCCUAUAUCCAAGAGCGUUGAACGUGAUGAUCAUCCCCUGGGCAUUGUUCCCCACCAGAUUCGCGGCUUCCUCUCCACAUUCGAAAACUUAUCUGUCACCGGACAGAGCUACCAGAGCUGCAGCGCAUGCUCAGAGAAAGUGGUUGGCGCAUAUCGCGAACAAGGCUGGGAAUUUGUGCGAAGAGCCCUUAAUGAAAAGGGAUAUGUUGAAGAGUUGAGUGGGCUGAGAGAGGUCCACGAGAAAGCGGAAGCAGCUCUCGCAGAUAUUGAGUGGGACGAAGGAUCCGAUAAUGAAGAGAUUGAGGUCCUGUAG
Messenger RNA from Penicillium brevicompactum, 2136 nucleotides. Its product is annotated as putative autophagy ubiquitin-activating enzyme ApgG. NCBI's taxonomy places the organism in Eukaryota, Fungi, Ascomycota, Eurotiomycetes, Eurotiales, Aspergillaceae. The transcript is spliced from 7 exons. Gene Ontology annotation, molecular function: Atg8 activating enzyme activity; Atg12 activating enzyme activity. Bases 1 to 2136 code for a protein of 711 amino acids. The record is from RefSeq and is a predicted model, not a curated record. Gene Ontology annotation, biological process: piecemeal microautophagy of the nucleus; autophagy of mitochondrion; protein modification by small protein conjugation. Gene Ontology annotation, cellular component: cytoplasm; phagophore assembly site.